Messenger RNA from Rubroshorea leprosula, 664 nucleotides. The record is from the annotation of a GenBank genome assembly. Lineage: Eukaryota; Viridiplantae; Streptophyta; Magnoliopsida; Malvales; Dipterocarpaceae.
GAUUGGCAAGGUAAAGAAGGCAUUAUCUGUAUUUGGGGAAAUAAAGGUUUCAAAUCUCAUGCCAGACUCAACUUAUAGAAUUGCGAUAAUGUGUUAUGCUGAAGAGCAGGAUAUCAGGAAGCAUGCCUUUGCCAUAAUAAAAUAGGAGAAAUGUCAUGUGUUCUUUCUGUCGAUGCUUAUCGUUCUCUUGCUAAAGGUCUAUGCAAAAUCGGAGAGAUUGAUGCACCCAUGAUGCUUGUUGAUGAUUGUUUAGCAAAUGCCACUAGUGGGCCUAUGGCAUUUAAGUACACUCAUGCUGUUAUUAAUGUGUGUAGAUCAGGUGCUGAAAAGGUAAUGGAAGUGAUGAAUGAAAUGCUGCAAGAAGGUUGCCUUCUGGAUGAUGUUUUAUGUUCCACUAUUAUAUCUGGAAUGUGCAAGCAUGGGACAAUAGAAGAGGCAAGGGAAAUCUUCACAAAUUUAUUGUCUGUCUGUAUGCAUGCUUACCUCAGUGAAUAUGAAGAACAGAGUCUGAUUGGGGCCUGGAGCAUGUAUAUCCUGUUGUAGAGUAGUUUGUCUGUGAGGGCAAUAUCAGUGAGCUCCAUGAAACCAUAUGAUUGUUUGGUGUUGGUUCACCAAUUGAAAAGUAAUGGUAUAUUGUAGAUUGACCAGGCAGCAUCCCUCCACA